Mangifera indica (mango) is the source of this 958-nucleotide messenger RNA. RefSeq lists its product as uncharacterized. Bases 113 to 919 code for a protein of 268 amino acids. The record is from RefSeq and is a predicted model, not a curated record. Lineage: Eukaryota; Viridiplantae; Streptophyta; Magnoliopsida; Sapindales; Anacardiaceae. The transcript has 3 exons. Gene Ontology annotation, molecular function: protein binding.
CUCACCUUCAGCCCGCGUUUAUUUUUGAACAAAAAUUCCCUUCUUCCAAAUUCUCGAAUUUGGGACUCUAUCUUCCAACCCUCAUCCUCAAGCUCCUUACUCGUUACAGCUGAUGUCGUUUCGAGGAUCUACCCUUCGCUACAACGUGAAUGUUGUUAUGGAUGUCAAAGAGCUCAAGUGUAUGCCUUGGUCAGGCAUUAACAGUUUGAAGAGGCAAUAUUGCGUCUCUUUUCCAUCUUCAAACCGUUGCAGGACAGCUUUGGGUUGUGGCUCUGUAAGGGGGAAACCAGUUCGAUUUGUAACUAGUCAACCAUGGAUUAAAGUGCGAAGCCCUGCAGCACUUUUUGGACAAGCUUCUGAGCUGUUAUCAAUAAGAGCCUGUAAAGUGAAAAAAGGUGACGAUGAUGCUGAGGGAAACUUGAGUGGUGAAAGCAUAAUGUUGGAUGAGGAAAUCCUUAAGCGGGAACUACAGAUUGCCGUAGAGGAGGAAGACUAUGCUGAAGCAGCGAAAAUUAGAGACAGUCUUCGUAUGUUCGAAGAAGAUACCCAAACGUCUGUUCUGGGAGCAAAUGCUCGGUUUUAUGAUGCAUUCAAGCAUGGUGAUCUUGCUGCCAUGCAAGGCCUGUGGGCAAAAGGGGAUAACGUAUGUUGUGUGCAUCCAGGGGCGAGUGGGAUAUCUGGCUAUGACUCUGUUAUGGAAAGUUGGGAGGUUGUGUGGAUGAAUUAUGAUUUUCCACUAGCGAUUGAGUUGAAAGAUGUUCGAGUUCAUGUUCGAGGGAAUGUAGGUUAUGUUACAUGCGUAGAAUUUGUUAGGACGAAAGGUAGCAGUUGGGGUGGACAGUUUGUAACAAAUGUGUUUGAGAAGAUCAAUGGUGAGUGGUUUAUCUGUAUUCAUCAUGCAUCAGCUAUUGAUUUGUGAACACAUUAAUUCACGCCAUAUAGUAUCAUUGUUGUAUUA